Molecule: messenger RNA, 3779 nt
Organism: Engraulis encrasicolus (European anchovy)
Lineage: Eukaryota; Metazoa; Chordata; Actinopteri; Clupeiformes; Engraulidae
Gene: prox3
Product: prospero homeobox 3
Exons: 5
Coding region: 343-2826 (827 amino acids)
Biological process (GO): regulation of transcription by RNA polymerase II
Cellular component (GO): nucleus
Molecular function (GO): DNA-binding transcription factor activity, RNA polymerase II-specific; RNA polymerase II cis-regulatory region sequence-specific DNA binding
Source: RefSeq, a predicted model, not a curated record
AUUCGGAGGGAGGGUGUUCCUGUGUGAUGUAUGGUGUGGGAUGGGGCCACUGACUCUCUCAGAUACAGACAUCUCUCGUCCGCACCUCUCUACGCAUGUUCUCGCCCACUUAGCAGUUACAACGCGAUAGUAAACGAGGAUGGGAGAUGGAUAACGAGAGAUAGGGCAGAUAGCAAUAACAGGAAACUCGACAGCGCUUUCCGUGUUGAUGACCAGGGGGAGAGGGAGAGAGAGGAACCAACAACGAGAGGGUCAGGGUGACAGUAUAGAUUAGAGGAGAAUAUACACUUCAUUUCCAAAAACGCCGAGGAGUGGAGUUGUUCCCGGUUCGCCAUAUACCACAUGAAUUUGAGAAGUGGAGGGGCGGCCACCAUGGAUUCCCCGUCUGAUCUGUUCUGUCAGCAGUCGUCCCCGAUGUGCCCUUUCGGCCUGUACCGCAGUCCCUCCGGGAGCGCUCCGUCAGCAGCCAGCCGCUACCCAGGUGGCAGUCCACCCUCCGCCUACCCACCCCUGGUGUCCCCCCUGCUGCACCCCAGCAGCGCCUCUCAGAGCUGGGGUGGCUACCGCCAGCAGCAGCAGCACCACCACCAGCGCCCAGGCCCAGGAGGCCCCUUCCUCCAGGCGCCGUCCCUGGAGCCUGAGCUGGAGGAUGGGGGGGUCGACGACGCGGUGGGGGUGGAGGAUCCGGACCAGGAGGACGAGCUGCUGGGGAGGGACCCAGGUGGAGCCGUAGCAGCAGCCGCAGCAGCAGCAGCUUUAGGGAGCAUGGCAGGGCCCACGUUGCUGUCUCACCUCUUCCCUGGAGCCAUGAGGAGAGGGGUGGCAGCGGAGCCAGAGGAGUGGGGGCAGGACGUGCUUCAUGUGAAGAGGCUGAGGAUGGAACACCAUCUGGGGAAGAAGGACUUGGGAGGAGAGAGCCAGGACACAGAUGAAGAGGAGAAAAGGGGAAGGAGAAGAGACGCAUUUCUGCAGCAGAAGAGAAAGGAGGAGGAUGAGGAUGUUGGGCGUGCUGGAGGUGGAGGUGGCGGUGGAGGUGGAGAGCAGGAGCCGGACCAGAGGAAAGGGAGCCGGGAGGGGAGGAAGAGGCAGCGGCAGGAGCUGAAGCUCCAGCUGCAGGAGACCCGUCAGAAGCUCCUGGAGCUCCAGAGGAGAGUGUGGAAGGCCUGCGACAAGCAGCAGACACAGGGAGGAGUAGGAGGAGGAGAAGGAGGAGGAGGAGACCAGAGGAAAGACAACAACAAAGGAAGAAAGAGUGACAACGAUGAGAGAGAGAAAGCACGGAUGGAUCAGGCAGAGGCAGAGAUGGAGGACGAGAUGUUUCUCGAAGAUGGAGAUCAUGGUGUAUUUCACAACAGCAGCGAGGACUUCCUGGCUCCUGUGGACUCGUCCAGCAAAACCUCCCAGCAGAACGUGAGCGGCAUGGACGAUCUCACCCCGGAUGAGACCAUGGACCUGGAUGUGGAGCUGGAGCGGGACGCCGAGAGAGGAGGAGCAGGAGGAGGAGCAGGAGGACUGGCUGGUAGCGUGUGGGUGGGCUGUGGUGUGGCCACUCAUGGGGAGUGGGAGGGUCCCGGCGGUGGGCAGAAGUUCGCCCAGGCCCUCAAGCAAGAGCUGGGCAGUGCCGUGGCACGAGUCAUUGACAGGGUGAUCCGGCUCUAUGCCGAGGCGGAGAACACAGCACCGCCCGGGUCCGCCGCGCUGGUGGUCCACAACCAGCGGAGCGGCGGGCUCGGAUCGGGACUGCCGACCAUGGAGGAUGGGGAUCAGCGGAGGCACAGCGGGCCAACUCUAAGCCAGGCGCUGGAGCAGGCUGACGCUUCUUCGCUGGUGCCCAGAAACCACCAGCCACUGGAGAGGAGGAACCAAAGCCUCCACACGGGCUUCCCACCUGGAGGUCAUCGCGGUGGAGGAGGAAGGCCCCUGCCUCCGCAAUCCAGCCCAGGCAUGCCCCACCUCCCUCAGCCUCCAUUGCAAGCUCUCCUGCCCCCACCACCACGUGCCAAGGACCCCUUCCUGCCCGCCUUCCCCUCGGGUCCUCCGGCCGUCCCCUUGCCGCUGCUACACUACACCAUGCAGCACCUCUUUGCCCGCUCGCUCUCCAAUCUUCCCCUCCACCACAAGGACUCGCUGCCGCCAGAGCCCUUCCUGGACUUCCGCUCCCACCACGGCCCCUCGUUCCCCCCUCUGCCUCUCCUCGGACAGCUGGAGCCACCACUCUCCUCCAUGCGAGGAGGGAGGGAGGGAGCGAUACGGGACGGGGGGAUUCGAGGUGGAGGUGGGGGUGGCCUACUGGAUGGUGGGGACGGGUCCCUUUACCUCGGUGCAUCCUCUCAAGAGGGCCUGUCUCCAUGCCACCUGAAGAAAGCCAAACUGAUGUUCUUCUACACGCGCUACCCCAGCUCCAACACGCUCAAAACCUACUUCCCCGACGUCAAGUUCAACCGCUGCGUGACCUCCCAGCUCAUCAAAUGGUUCAGUAACUUCCGGGAAUUCUUCUACAUCCAGAUGGAGCGCUUCGCCCGGCAGGCGGUGCGGGAUGGUGUGCUGGCGCCCCGGGAGGGGGCCCUGCGGCUGGGACGCAACUCUGAGCUUUACCGCAUCCUCAACAUGCACUACAACAAGAGCAAUGACUACCAGGUCCCCGAGCGUUUCCUGGAGGUGGCUGAGCUGGCCCUGAGGGAGUUCUUCAUCGCCAUCCAGGGCGGCCGCGACACUGACCCCUGCUGGAAGAAAUCCAUCUACAAGAUCAUCUGCAAGCUGGACAGCCCCGUCCCCGACAGCUUCCGGCUGCCCGGCUGCCCAGUAGACACACAUCGAUCCGUGUGAAAGCGUGGGAAUGUACACACCACUUUUAUACACAAACACACACACACACACACACACACUGUGACACUGACACAUACAUGCACACAAACACACGCACGCACACACGCAAACGCACACACACUCUGUAACACUGACGCGCACACGCACGUACGUACGUACACACACACACACACACACACACACACACACACACACACACACACACACACACACACACACACACACACACACACACACACACACACACCUGGCUAUGUUAAAUGGCACCACUUGUGGGUUUUCAUUUUUUUUUAGAAGAGAAGAGAAGAGAAGAGAAGAGAAGAGAAGAGAAGAAAAACACACUUGUUCCUUUGUCUCUCUCUAUCUCUCUCACACCACAUUCGUUCACUGUACAGGCAUGCACUUACACGUAUACACACACACUUGCUGUCGUAUCGUAUGUGCGACAUUUUAAGAUAAAAUAAAUCAGUCUAUUGUUGACUCAGUACUACUCUGAACAAGCUUACGGCCAGCUUUAAUGAAAAAAAAAUGAACAAACAAGAAGGGAGGAGAGCUUUUGGGCUGAAGUCAGUUUAAAAAAAAGCAUCUUGUCUUUAAGCUCUGCUAGUUAAAACAAUGCCACGUGGGGCCCAAAGUAUUGAAUGUUGAGCUGUGGUGUUGCUACAAUGGUCUUUUUAUUAAAAUAAUACGUUGAGUGUUGUGGUCCUCAAAAACUCUGAGCUUGCACUUGCUGUCUUUACUGGAUGAAGGGUAAACAAAGUUGUAGUAUGCAGUGUUGCAUCACUUCAAUGAAGGAUUACUGUCUUAUAGUUUGCAUAUUUAAAAGGGGCAGUUUUUGGCAGGCUUUGUAUGUUUAAGAAAAGCACAUUUUAUCAUUUUGUCAAAGAAAAUAAUUGUAUGGGUGUUUCUAUUCCAAGUUUUUGAGCCAGAUUUUUUUUCUGUGAAUUUUAAUG